UUCCCUCUGACAGUUCAGAGGCAAGAGAAGGAGGAAAAGCAGCUUCCAACGACAUUCACCUUUCGACACCAACCGACAGUGGGCAAGAUGCUGACCCUCUGGGCCCUGGUCAUCACGCUGGCCAUCCAAGCAGGAGCAUUCAACGUGCUUCCUCCACCCGCCCUGCCGCCCCUCCUGACAAGACAAGUUCCUCUCAGUACACCCCUUAAUGCCAUCAAUACCCUCCCUGUCCCUUUGCCACUUGGAAAUCUGCCCACUAAUCCCUCAAUCCCAAAAAGCUCUCCAUCUACAAAACGUCUGACUGGGACCCCAAGAGGCAGGUGUCAAACUUCAGCCAGGUACUUCAUGUCUACCAGCAAACUUGAUGAAUAUCUACAUGCCGCCCUGCCCACACAGAUUGAGAAGAUGCUGAUGUGCGCGAAGGUAGACCUGGCUGGUGCAGUUGGGUCAGUGUUGGCCACGGUGUCCAGCUCUGACCUGCUGUCUGUGUUGGACGUGACUUCAUCUCUCAAUAUUCUUGGAGAUGGUGGCCUUGGUGGUGUCUUGGGCAAGGGGAGUGGUGGCAAGUCAUCUCAGCAACAACCGCCACUGUCCUCAGUAGCCACUAGUGCAGCCAGCAGCCUAGGUGCUCUAGGCAGCAUACUACCCAUUUCUGCAGAGAAUCCUGUAAAAGGCCUUGCCAACACUAUCGGUCUCUCGGAUCUCCCCCUGCCCCUGAAUGGUGUGGUUGACCAAGUUGGCAAGCUCCAAGAAUCCACCGAGGGCAUGCUGAAGAGUGCAGUGCCAGAAGGCAUUAGUAGUGCAGUCACGGACCUGCUGGAAAAUAACCUGGAAGGGCUCUUGUUGGGAUUAGAGGUUCAAAGAGUGACUGUGGAGAACAUGACAUCAACCAUGACAGAUGAUGGGAUCCUCUUCCAUGCCAUGACUACUGCCUUCAUAGGUGGAAAUGGCUUAGCAGGACCUGCAAUCAGUCUACUGGGAAUUCAAGUGCAUGGGGAUGUGACUCUGAAUAUUGGCAUUUCCACAAACAAUACCCAAUGCGUCAACCUUCAAGUCCAAGACAAAGAUAUCAAGGCCAAGAAAGUGACCUUUCAGAUACUGGAGAUGCUCACAAACUCUUUGCCGGUGCCUAUGUCUCUUCCCUUGAAUGAUGUCAUUCCUCCACUGUUGACAGUAACUAUGAAAGAAAACAUUCAAAACUCUAAAUCCUGUGAUAUUGAUCUCAGAGAUUUCAACAAAUGUGAGAACUCUACUGGCUUUUUCAAGUAUCAAGUUACAAGUUCCCGGUUUUCUGCACAAGGUCUCUCAAUCAACUACUGUGCUAAAGCCAUCCUUUCCAGAAAUACAGUACCUGUACCUGGGAGUCCCCUUCCUCCAGAUCCUAAAAAUGCCAACAUUUCCAUAACUCUGUCCCACACAAUACUCAAGACAAUAGUCACUCAGAGUGCCAAGCAGAGCUCCGUCAAGAUGAAUAACGUGGAUGCAAGUAUCACCCAAGUAGUCUACUCCUACCAGCGAGGCAAUAAAAUCUCAGCCACUUACUGGGUUUCUGUGAAAAAGAACGGUGAUGCCUUUGCCACUGGAAAAACGACGAUUAUCAUCUCCCACGCGUGCAAGAUUUCAAAAGACAAACUGAUGACAGACAUGAAGAUUCUAAGCUCUGAACAUACUGUGACACCCAGUGAGACUACGGACAAGGUGCAAGGUGUGCUGGCUGCAGUUCUGAAGAAUUUCUUGUCUGCUCUUAAAGGAAAUUUGGUGCAUUGGAAUGUUCCACAGGGAGUAACCUCAGUUCCUCCAAUCAAUGCCAAGGUUGAAGUGGUUAAAUCGAAUGAUCUUCAGGCAGCAAUUUAAACCCAGCACACCUGAUGCCAGAGAGUUUUACAGAAUGAAAGCACUCAAAAACCUCUCUAAGAAAUACUGAACCAAGGACAUCCUUAUGAUUAAGGAGCCAAGCAGAAUAGCGUUCUGAACAUAUCAAUUAGUCUUUGGAAUUUCACUAACAUUAUCAGGAAUGACAAGUGCAUGAAAAGCAAGAAUCCACGGAUUUGGGGCAUUUUGUAAUCAUCUCUUUAAUAAAUAACCUGUG
Manis pentadactyla (Chinese pangolin) is the source of this 2089-nucleotide messenger RNA. Its product is annotated as vomeromodulin-like. The coding region runs from base 88 to 1854 and encodes 588 amino acids. NCBI's taxonomy places the organism in Eukaryota, Metazoa, Chordata, Mammalia, Pholidota, Manidae. The record is from RefSeq and is a predicted model, not a curated record. Gene Ontology annotation, biological process: sensory perception of smell. The transcript is spliced from 15 exons.